UCGUAUAAAUAUACUUAAUUAGAAGCAUUUUCUUGAUUUUAUAAUUUGGAUUUUGUAUCCUAUGUAUAUUUGAUUUGUAUGUACAGUAUUUCGUAACAUUCCUGCAUACCGUUUUAUUAUUUAAUUUAUCUCUUAUAUUAUAAUUAUUGAGGGAACUAUGUCGCCAACACCUAUGCCUGGAGUUGUGGGCAGUAUGUCUUUAAACAACAUGCUCUGCACUCGCUGUUGUGAGGGUUUUGAACCCAAUGAGAAGAUUGUUAAUUCUGCUGGAGAGCUGUGGCAUCAGGAGUGCUUUGUGUGCGCUCAAUGCUUCCAAGUUUUCAAGGAUGGAAUAUUCUUUGAAUUCGAAGGUCGGAAAUACUGCGAGCACGAUUUCCAUGUGCUAUUCGCGCCGUGUUGCGGGAAAUGCGGUGAAUUCGUCAUCGGAAGGGUGAUAAAGGCUAUGAACGCCAAUUGGCAUCCGGGUUGCUUCCGGUGCGAGAAUUGCCAUACGGAGCUCGCGGAUUUGGGUUUCAUCAAGAAUGGGGGUCGUGCUUUAUGCCAUGAGUGUAACGCGAAAUUGAAAGCUGAAGGGUUGGGCAAAUACGUUUGCUAUAAGUGCCAUGGAAUUAUCGAUGAUCAGCCUUUGAAGUUCCGCGGAGAGGUUUACCAUCCGUACCAUUUCAACUGCACCCAAUGCGGGAUAGAGUUGGACGAGAACGCCAGGGAGGUGAGGAGCAGACCUGGCUUUGCGGCCAAUGACAUGAAUGAGCUCUACUGUCUUCGUUGCCAUGAUAAGAUGGGUAUCCCAAUUUGCGGCGCUUGUCGUCGUCCGAUCGAGGAACGCGUCGUGACCGCUCUCGGCAAACAUUGGCACGUCGAGCAUUUUGUCUGCGCCAAAUGCGAGAAACCUUUCUUCGGGCAUCGUCACUACGAGAAGAAGGGUUUGGCGUACUGCGAGAUACAUUACCACCAACUCUUCGGGAAUCUCUGUUUCGUUUGCAAUCAAGUCAUCGCCGGCGACGCGUUCACCUCUUUGAACAAGGCCUGGUGCCAUCAUCACUUCGCCUGCUCCAUGUGCGAUCAGAAGAUGAACCAGAAGACAAAGUUCUACGAGUUUGAUUUGAAGCCCGUAUGCAAGAAGUGCUACGAGAAGUUCCCCAACGAACUGCGCCGUCGACUUGGCAAGCAGCACGCCGCACAGCAACGCACCUAAGCUCUCGUUGUCAAAAGUAAAUCCUUCAAGUGCCUAAAACGAAAGAAUUUCGCUUUGCUAGUCGACGCGCAUUAGCAGUAGAUAUUAAGUAUUCUUCUAAAGUGCCUUUUAAACUCUCUAAUUAUCAACUAAUGUUAUGGUUGUUAUUACAAAGCUUUUAAUAUAUAUAUUUUAAUCUUGGUUAGUCGAGGUAAAAAUUAACUUACGCAAUUAUUUACAUGACUAGAUCGUAAUCUAUUUACGUACAAACAAUUAUAUCUAUAGU
Messenger RNA from Nicrophorus vespilloides, 1460 nucleotides. RefSeq names its product LIM and senescent cell antigen-like-containing domain protein 1 (gene stck). The transcript has 6 exons. NCBI's taxonomy places the organism in Eukaryota, Metazoa, Arthropoda, Insecta, Coleoptera, Silphidae. Gene Ontology annotation, biological process: cell-cell adhesion; cell-cell junction organization; positive regulation of substrate adhesion-dependent cell spreading. The record is from RefSeq and is a predicted model, not a curated record. The coding region runs from base 158 to 1195 and encodes 345 amino acids. Gene Ontology annotation, cellular component: focal adhesion; cytoplasm; cell-cell junction.